This is a messenger RNA of Vanrija pseudolonga, 1443 nucleotides long. RefSeq lists its product as uncharacterized. The transcript has 5 exons. The coding region runs from base 100 to 1284 and encodes 394 amino acids. The record is from RefSeq and is a predicted model, not a curated record. Lineage: Eukaryota; Fungi; Basidiomycota; Tremellomycetes; Trichosporonales; Trichosporonaceae.
CUCAGACUUUGUCGACACGCAGAGGCACACUACUUAAGAUCCACUUGAUCACUCUUGCCUCUCACUCUCUCACAACCCUAACCCCCGCAGCUCGCCACAAUGGCCAGCACGCCCGCCACCAACGGCAAGGCCACGGCCACCAAGGCCACCACCACCAACCCCGCCCCCACGACCACCAAGUACCCCAUUGCGUCGUGGGACGUGCAGUACAUCAUUCAGCACUCCGAUGGCCCGUUCCUCUUCCAGCAGUCGCCAUGGAAGCUGCUGUGCAAGGACGUGCGCUUCACCCUGCGCACGGCGUACCAGAUCCCCGCCAUCUUCCUCCCCAUGUCCGACACGCGCGGUGACAUCCGCCUGCUGGGCAUCAUUGCGCAGGUGCUCAUGCUCGUCAUUUCCCUCGUUCUGUCUAUCCUCAUCGUCAUCGGGCUUAUCGGCGGCAUCCCGUUCCUCCUCAUCGGCGCGGUGCUCGCCACUGUGGUGUUUGUGCGCAUUGCUUCUGCCCUGCAGGGCCCGGACACGCGCGAAUCGGUCGCCCCCGGCGUGGCCAACGCUCCGAACGCUGAUAAGGAGAAGUGGCUCUUUGUCAAUGGCAUCUGCACGACUGGCUCGGGUGCCCAGGUAGCAGUCAAUCGCCUCCAAACCCUCUUCCGCCGCCCCGUCACCGCCGUGCUCAACCGCUCCCUCGGUAUGCUCUUCGAUCUCGGAGAGUGUAUCCUCCAGCGCGACUACCGUCUCAUCACCGAGGACAUCCGCAUUGGAUACGAUCACCUCCGCGACGCUGUCCUUGACCCCAACCUCGAGCGUGUCGUCCUCAUCGGCCACAGCCAGGGCGGCAUCAUUGUCACGGCAAUGAUCGACCAACUUCUUGCGGAGUUCCCGCAUCACGCGCUCAAGAAGGUCGAGAUCUACACAUUCGCAUCGGCCGCCAACCACUUCUGCGACCCCUCGAGUGGCACGCCGGACGCGCCGCCCCCCUUUGGCCACAUCGAGCACUUUGCCAACCACGGCGACUGGGUCAGCCAGCUCGGCGUGCUCGGAUACGCGCCCAUCCCCAAGGGCGAUACGCCCAACAUUAUUGCCGACGACGAGAAGGAGGGCGACGUCGCGACCUUCCCGCUCACCGCUGGCGAGUUUGCCGGCCGCAUCUUUGAGCGCCUCAACCACACUGGCCACCUCCUCAACUCGCACUACCUCAACCCCACCGACUCGAUCCUCGACAGCCCCGUCGUGCGCAAAUACUCGCGCCUCGCGAGCUACCUGGACGGUGGCAACCCUGUUGCGUAGGAGAGUGCGGCACGGCGCAGGUGAAGGGUGACAGUGAGCAAGCCAAAGUUAGAUGCUAUGCAUUCAGUUGUGCGUGAAGGCUGUGGAGGUUUUGGACAGGCAGAGAGCCAUGAGUAGUGUGCAGUGGGUUCGCGAGACGACGCCCCAUGGACAACCCGG